CAUAUUUUGGGCAUGUCAUGAAAUCAAAAUUUGUAGCUCCAGUAGUUCAUCUAUUCCAUGAGGUGUCUUUACUCCCAGUGACCAGUAUUGCUCUAUACUAAAUGGCCAUCGACUGUGGAGUCUGGCGGUGAGAAAGGAGUGGCAGUGGAGAUCGGGUGACCGUGCUGAGCGUGGAACGUAAUGAAAAGUAACACUUGAGCUAUUUCCUAAUGAAGCUUCUGAAAUUGCCCUCAGAACUUCCAGGAGGCUAUCUGAAGUUGCUCUCCAAGUUUUGUUCUGGACUUCUUGGCAAACAUGCCCUGCCGGCAACAGAGGUCAAGAGCCGUGCUGCACUGGUGUUACAGAUGGAAAAGCACAUCAGCACGACCAUACCAGACUGCAAGUUGCAGUGUUUUGGCUCAACAAGCACUGGAUUAGGUCUUGGCAACUGUGACAUUGAUCUAUGCAUGACUUCAAAGAAGCUUCAAUCUGCCUCUGUGCCGGCUGGAAUGGCAAUCUCCAAAAUCUGCUCGGCACUCUACAAGUUCCCACAUAUGUACACUUCUCUGGAGCCGAUCCGUCAUGCCAAGGUUCCUCUGUGCAAGACACUGGUACUGCCAUCUCGACUGCAGGUGGAUAUCAGCUGCUACAAUGUCUUGGGUGUGCACAACAGCAACAUGAUCAGCAAGUACGCUGAGAUUGACAAGCGCUUCAGUGUGCUCUCCAUACUCAUCAAGGGCGUUGCAAAGAAGUGCAGCAUUGCCAAUGUGCGCGAAGGCAGCUUGUCAUCCUAUGCGUACAUCAUGAUGGUGAUCUACUUUCUUCAGCGCACCAGCCCGCCUGUGCUACCCUGUCUACAGGAGCUGUGGGAAAAGACAGACGAUCAGCCCGAGCCUCCAGUCAACAUCGAGAUGUCUUGGAACGUCUACUUCUUUGACGACAUCGAGAAUCUCAGUAAAGUGUGGGAUGGACAGGGCAAGAACAAGCAGAGCGUUGGCGAGCUUUGGCUGGAGUUUCUACGCUUCUAUUCAGAGUUUGAUUUCACAAAGUAUGCUGUAACUCCGAGAACGUCGGAAAUGGUGGAAGUCUCUUCCCUGAGCCAUAUCGGUGGUCGAAGCAAGUCUUUAGUUAUAGAAGAUCCGUUCAAUCUAUCGCACAAUCUUGGACGUCAGAUGACUGCUAGUGGCCUGCAGUUUGUCUUGAAGAUUUUCGAUCAUACUUACACUCACUUCAUUUCGCCCGUCUCAUUACCCAAUGAACAUCUCAAGCUUUAUUUAUUUGACCACGCUUACUUGACGGGGCGGUCAGUGCCCGUUAACGUGCCGAAAUUCUGCUACAAGUGUGGCGCGCAGGACGAGCACUUUGUCUGGGAGUGCGCAUCAACUGAUCCGGUCCUUCCCAACGACGUAGCACAGCUGAUGGCGGAGCUCUAUUUAUACGCCACGCAGAAGCUGCGCGUGGCUGCGCCCGUCUACAUGUUCCAGUGGAAAAUGGACAAUAAUGUCCGCUUGCACCGCUGUCAGGUUGUCAUCAAUGGCACCAGCAUUGUAUGCCCUGGGCAGUUCAAGACGUUGCAUGAGGCAUCCAAGGCAGCAGCUAGGUAUGCGCUGCAGAACCUGCAGUCGCCCAAGUCACAGUACGCCGCGACCCUCAGCACCAUGACCAUCCAAUGAGGAUGAGAGAGAGAGACAGACACACCCGCUAGGUUUAGACCGGCAGCACAGCAGUGCCGUGUUCUGCGGUCAACAUGGCAGCGCGGCGGCAGCAGCAGGCCCUAGUACUCCUCGUAUGUGCCGGUGAAUCAGCGUGGAUGAACUUUUUGAACUCCUUGUACAUAGGUACAUAGAACAUUACUGCAGGGCAUCUGCGCCUGUGGCUGUGUGCAAGCAGUUUGUGACUAAUUUGAUAGUGCAAACCCCAACUUUGCAGUUUUGCAAUUAUUUAAUAGUUUCUAAUGCUUGUGGUGCCCGUAGCAGAGAAGAUGGGUUGCAGUGUGA
Sycon ciliatum is the source of this 1976-nucleotide messenger RNA. Its product is annotated as terminal uridylyltransferase 7-like. The transcript is spliced from 16 exons. Gene Ontology annotation, molecular function: RNA uridylyltransferase activity. NCBI's taxonomy places the organism in Eukaryota, Metazoa, Porifera, Calcarea, Leucosolenida, Sycettidae. Bases 210 to 1652 code for a protein of 480 amino acids. The record is from RefSeq and is a predicted model, not a curated record.